GCCCAGCAGCGCCCGCCCGUCCGCUGCUUCCAUGCACAGCCUGUGCAGGGUCAACAUGCAGUUCCGGACCGUGUUGGACGUGAAAGUCGUGGACGUGGAGAAGCGGCGCACCCCGUCCAAACACUACGUGUAUCUCAUCAAUGUCACGUAUUCUGACAACACGUCCCACAUCAUCUACAGAAGAUACAGCAAGUUCUUUGACCUCCAGAUGCAGAUACUAGACAAGUUCCCAAUCGAGGGAGGGCAAAAAGACCCAAAGAAAAGGAUCAUCCCUUUUCUCCCAGGCAAAAUCCUGUUCCGGAGGAGUCAUGUGCGAGACGUGGCCAUGAAGCGGCUGCGUUUCAUCGAUGACUACUGCAGGGCUCUGGUGCGACUCCCCCCUCUGAUCUCUCAGAGCGAAGAGGUCCUGCGCUUCUUCGAGACCAAGCCCGACGACAUCAACCCCCCCGUGGAGGACUAUGGGUCCAAGCGCAAGUCUGUGUGGAUGUACGGCUUCACAGACAGCCCCAGAAAAGAGGCCUCAGGGAUUGACAGCUCGGAGCCCAUGGUGCUGGAGCAGUAUGUGGCUGUGGCCAAUUACGAAAGGCAAGAGAACUCCGAGAUCAACCUAAAAGCUGGCGAGACAGUGGAUGUAAUCGAGAAGAGCGAAAGUGGAUGGUGGUUUGUGAGCACAGCAGAGGAGCAGGGUUGGGUCCCAGCCACAUAUCUGGAGUCCCAGAGUGGAACUAGAGAUGAUUCGGAUCUGGCUACGUCCAGGACCGGAGAGGUUACUAAGAGACGCAAGGCCCAUCUGAAAAGGCUGGACCGUCGCUGGACCCUCGGUGGUAUGGUUAACCGCCAGCAGAGCAGAGAGGAGAAGUAUAUGACUGUACAGCCUUACAGCAGUCAAGGAAAAGAUGAGGUUAGCUUUGAGAAAGGGGUCAUCGUGGAGGUCAUCCAGAAGAACCUGGAGGGCUGGUGGUACAUCAGGCACCUAGGAAAAGAAGGCUGGGCCCCGGCUUCAUACCUGAAGAAAGUUAAAGAAGACUUCUCCCGAAAGAAAACUCUGACGGGCCCUGUCGAGAUCAUUGGAAACAUCAUGGAGAUAAGCAACCUGCUGCAGAAGAAGUCCGUCAGUGAGAAGGACAUCCAGACAGACAGCGAUGGGGGGGCCACACCAGAGCGCCACAUUUGCAAGAGCGAGAUCAGCCUACCCAUGCCCUUCAGUGCCGAAAUCAACGCCGAGACAGGCCGGAGGCUAAGUGCAGGCCGCGACACCAACAGUCCCUGUCCUGGAAUUAUAGCAGCAGCGAGUGCCGCCCUGAACGAAAGUAAAAGCAGAGGUGAGCCCGGCUCCCCGGCUGUUGCUAGAGUGGCACCGCACCGCGUGGAAAUUGGGUCUCCAAAUUUAAGGCAAAAACCUCCUCCAAGAAGAGAUGUCAACUUGGGUUUUCAGCUACCCAAGCCGCCAGAGCCCCCUGCUGUUGAAGCGGAGUAUUACACCAUAGCAGAUUUCCAGUCGUCCAUCUCUGAUGGCAUCAGUUUCCGCGGAGGACAAAAGGCUGAUGUUAUAGAGAAGAAUCCUGGUGGUUGGUGGUAUGUACAGAUUGGAGAGAUGGAGGGCUGGGCACCUUGUUCAUACAUCGACAAACGCAAGAAGCCCAAUCUCAGCCGUCGGACCAGCACACUUACCCGACCCAAAGUCCCACCCCCGGAUCCACCUGUUAAAAAACAGGAGCCAGACGAAACUCCUCUUCCUCUCAAUACAGCAGCCAAAGCCACAGAACCAGCCAGCAAGCCUGUGUAUGAGGAACCCGAAUAUGAUGUUCCUGCAGUUGGAUGUGAAGGCGAGUUGGACACAGACUUCCAAAAGAAGGAGCGUUCCCAAGAAACAAAAGCCAGCAGUGUUGUUUCAGAUAAAUACCACCGCUCCCCCCCAUCAAGCAAAGCCUCGCCCCCGGUCUGCAAAGCUUCCCCCGUUUUCUCACACAGGAGAACUUCCUUUAGGUCAGUGGAAGAUGUCGCUAAGGGAGAGUGCAUUUAUGAGAAUGAUGGCUUUAAGCAAAGCAGCAGCAGAACUAAAGCUAAAGGUUCCAGUGAGCCCAACUCCCCAAGGAGCUAUCAUUCUUCCACAGUUCCACGAAAACCUUCAGGGUCUUCUCCUUUAGCUGGUAGACCCAUAAAAACCAUAACACCAGAGAUGAACCGGAAAAGUCAGACCCUGGGCAGACAUGUCAAUAUCAGCCUCAGAUCCUGCGACAGCAGUCCUCAUUCCUCAUCAGAUGAACUGGUUAGAGAUCCCAAGAAAAGUCCGGUCUUCAGCCGAGAUGUGGAGCAGAGAAUUGGUCAAAGCCCCUCUACCAGGCCCAAGCCAUCUGUCAGACCAAAACCCCUCCUGACCAAAUCAGAGCCCCAAAGCCCUGAAAGGAUGGAUAUUGCCUCUUUGAGGCGGCAGUUGAGGCCUUCCAGUCAGUAUCGUCGGAGCCUUAAACCUUCUCGCGGGGACGACUCUGAAACUGCUUCUGUGAUUUCUUCAACGGACUCCAUGACAUCUCGAAGUACCUCUGAUUUGUCCUCAGUUUAUUCCAAAGGGAGCCGUGGGGACUCAGAUGUGGAAGGUCCCAGCCUCUACCGUUCCCUAGAUGUCUAUAAAAAGGUCCAAGACUCUGAAAUUAGCUUUCCUGCUGGGGUGGAAGUUGAAGUUUUGGAGAAACAGGAAAGUGGUUGGUGGUACAUCCGCUGGGGCUUGGAGGAGGGCUGGGCUCCUUCAUACUACCUGGAACCUGUGAGAUCUGUGGGUGACCCCACUGUGUUAGACUCAGCUGAACAAGGGAAGAGUGGUGGCAAGUCCAACAGCUUGGAGAAGAAUGAGCAGCAUGUCCAGGCCUUGAACAAUAUCAACAUUCAAAGUUUGACCCAGCAAAAUCAAUGUUUGAGGAGAAACUCUCCACCAAUUCCCUCUAAACCUCCUGGAGGUUUCUCCAAACCAUCUGCCAUCAUUAAUGGAGGUGUACGGAUGAGGAAUGGGGUUCGCCAGGUGGCAGUUAGACCUCAGUCUGUAUUUGUGACUACCACACAGCCUGCAAAAGACACACAUUACAUGACAGGGUCUUUGAGGAGAAACGAAUCCCUUGGCAGGAGUGAUUACUAUGGCUCUGGUUCUGCCACACUUGGCGUCCGCCGAAAUGCCUCCUUCAGCACCGUGCGGCCUCAUGUGGUCGUUGAAAGUCAGACAAGACCCUCAGAACGUUCAACUCUGGGGUCCUCGGGAAGCGCCUUCAGUACAAACAAUGUCCAAGAUGCCCUAAGCAGAGUCAACCAACGCAACGGCAUCCCUGUGUCCACAGUUAGGCCCAAACCCAUUGAGAGGAGCCAGCUGAUCCAUAAUAACCUUGGCAAGGAUGUGUAUGUCUCCAUUGCUGACUACCGCGGUGAUGAGGAGACAAUGGGCUUCACUGAGGGUACCUGUCUGGAGGUUCUUGAGAGAAAUCCUAAUGGGUGGUGGUACUGCCAGGUGCAGGACAGCCUGCAUCCACGCAAGGGCUGGGUUCCCUCUAACUAUCUAGAGCGCAAGAAAUAGAACCAACCCCACAGAACCUUUUCCCAUCUUUUACCAAACCCCCCACCCAUGAUGCCUGUUUGACAUCGUUCCCUAAGAAUGUCGAACCCUUCUUAAGCAAUAUGUUCUUGAACAUGUACAUUCAUGAUAGACUAAGUUCUAAACUGAUAAAAAAAGACACUUUUGGUGAUGGUUUACUAAAUUGAAUACAAAAAUAACUGUAAAAAAUUGAAAUAUGUUGCCUGGGAAACAGAGAUAAGGUGGCAGCGAAAACCUCUCAAAGAGGUUUGUAACUCAGAAGUCGAGCUGGGUAAUGGCUUCUUCUGCCGACAGCAACUAUGACGGCUGAUAAGUGCCUUUUGGAUUUGAUCAACUGAACAGAGGUUUGAAUAGAGGAUGGCAAAACUGAGUCAACCAAAUCUUUUAAGAGUGCCAUAGUCCUUUGAACACCACCACACAUUUUACAAGAACCAAUCAGCAGGUCCACUUUGGAUUUCUGACUGUUCUGAAGUCUGAAGUGACACUUUAGGUUCAGUGGCAGAUUCUUUGUUUAAAGAUACAAAUUUUCCAUGUUCUUGUUUCAGUGAGUUGAGUUUUCCUUAGAGAAUCAUUUCUGCUUUCUUGUAACAUCAGUUUUCUAACAGCACUAAAUUAAAAGUUCAUUUAUUUCCUAAAAUCUGUACAAACAUGCAAAACUCAAAAGACAAAAGUUUUAAUUUCUCACAAAAUCAGGCAUGCACCUUAAAACUAAAAGCCUUUCAUGACCUCAAAACUUUAAUGAAAUUUGCAAAGAAAUAUAGUUGUUUGAUCUUCUCAUUAUGUUUCUUUUUAGUGGAAAGCCUCUGCUGAGAGGAAAUAUUGGAAUACUGGUUUGGAAAUGUCGGAUAAAGAAGUCCUAAAACGAACAGUAUCUGUACUACAUUCUCCAUCAAAUUUGAUUAAACCAAAGAGAGUGACAAUAGAAGUAAUGAAAACAAGGACUGUUGGUAAUAAAACAAAUAUAAUAGUUUUGGUCCAAACUUAUUUUCCUCAAUGAUUCAUUUUUUUUAAUUAAGGUAAAAAUGAAAGUUUCUCUGCCUGAAAUGACUGAUGUUCAUAUACGCUGAAAUCUAUUUCCUGAGGAACUCUCAUAAGGAUUCUGCUGGACAGCGUUGAUCAAAGAACCUGCAAGAGGAAAGCUCUUCAGCUGUGACAAACCAUUUUCGUCUUUUGUUUGCUUCUGUGUUGCUCUGUGAUCGCACAACGGCAAUAAUGAAGAAAGAAGUGGUUUAAAUUUGUGAUUUAGUGCACUUUAAAACCCAAUUUUUGGUGCAUUGAUGCAAAUAUGCAGAAACAAAUUAGCCUUUUAUUUAUUAAAAAGAGUUGUUUAUAAUUAUUGAUCUCUUUUGCAAGUCUAAAUAAUAGUUAAUAUAGUAACAUUUGAAAGUCUGAUAAAGGUUUUCCUUAAAGUCUUUCUUGGAAAACUUGGUAUCCUCUUGUGGACAAUGACGGGUACUACAGUAGGUUCAUUAAUUAACUAAGAGCAGUCAGACUAGUACUUCUGAUCAGUGACUCUUCUGGAAAAAAAAUCCUAAGUCUUGGUGCAGCUUGUAGAAAUUUGGUAGCUAAUUUAUUUCUUUCAUCUUGAUAUUUUUUUUUAUAUGUUCCUUCCUCCAAUUUUACCAAAUCACUUCCUUCGUCUUUAUUGUUCUUUACAUAAUGCCGGAUUUAAGCAUAUUUAUUAUGAAAAGUUUCCUUUUUAAAACUUUUAACAUGAAAAUCAUUUUAAAAAUACUCACUUUUUGAAAAUGGUACAACCUAAGCUUGCCGACAUGACGAAGGCAUUAUGUAAAUGUGCUGAGUCACUCUUGUAUGCUACACAACCGAUAAAGAUAGUUAUUUGUCAAAUGUUCGCUCAAUUGUGUUACUUCUAUGUAAGCUUUGGUUUACUUUGACAUGUUCUUUGUUUUUGCUUGUUGUUUGUUUUGAUCAAAUAUUGAAAUGUAACCUUGAGGACAUGUGCAAUAGACAAAAGGAAAGAAGGCAGAUUCACUGAUAGGAAAGGUGGAACUGUUGUCGCCCGCUUUUGGUGUACAGCAGCAGUAAGUCAUGAAAAACCUCACGUUACAUCCAUCUGGGUUCAUCUCACAGAGGGAGAAGGGGGCUUGGGAGCAUCGUUUUGAGUUGUCACGUUCGUGCCUGAAUAGAAAAAUGGAAAAGCUUCUGGUUUUUGUCUGUGGUGACAUUUUGCUCGUUGUUGCCCGUCACUCGUUGGCAUUUUGAGACGCCACGACAUCAAAAAGAGAGUCCAAAAGGCAACCUGUGAAACGAGUCCUUCAGGCUGUUUUGUUUCAAUCCAUCAUGUUCAGGAGAUUAUGUGCAGCAGCGAAGUCGUAUACAGACCAGGGCUGCUUUAAGUUCAGCUAGAAAAAGUUUGACGCCGUUAUUGUGAUGCAUUUAAAAGGUCUGGAAUGUUGCUUUUGGCAUCUUAUCUCAGUUUCGCUUUCAGAAUUUUAUCCUCAGGAUUAUUAUUUCUGUUGGAUGUUCUUCCAUGUUUAUUUGCAUGAAAUCACAAGGAAAAUUCUCUAUAGUCUUAAAGAUAAGAGAAGAUGCCAGGAUUGGUGCAAACUUACAUUUGGCCUAUAACUCAAAGCUCAGGCUCUGAAAAGUCCUGCCAUAAUCCUAUGCUUUUCAGUGUUGCUAAUAACCUGAUCAAAAUUCACUCCUGUUCAAGCCAAAUGUGGGCCUGACAAACACCAAUAACUGGAUGUUACAUGAUUUACAAAUCAACUGAGCCCAAAGGCCAAGCAUAGUUACAGAUAUAGGUGUGUUUGAUGAAAGUUGGGUUUACUUACAGCAGAUUUGCUAUGAGCCUCUUAAGCAUGAAAGCAGCCAACCUCAUUGAGUUCCCCUCUCUCCAUAAAGAAGCCACACUUUUAAAGGCAUCCAUGAUCAGUUUUUGACUGGUCAAAAACGUUAAAAUGUCAUAUGGUCUUUUGAGAGGGUCCCUGUCAGAAGGUGAUAGACCUAACAAUGGUCUCCAGCUGAAUACAACCGCUUUGCCUCAUUUCACUGAUCAAGUUGUUGCAGCGUUUUAAAACGUUUGAUAUAAAACUUUCUGCUAAAGCCGAGUUACAGGAAGAUGAAAGAUAGAAAAAAAAAGGGACAUACGGGUGUCAUAAAAGUAAGAGGGUGGUGGCAUGGAGGCAACACUAAGGUUAAAGCUUUGUUCUUAUUGGAGGAUGUCUAAAUGUCUUCUAAAAGACUUAUUUUCAGUUAAGAGUUUACAAAGUUGGAAGAAUAAAACAACUAUAAUUGAAGAUGCUGUUGGUGCCGUGUCCUUAAUGAUAUGGAAAACAAAAAAGGCUUAAGAGAAGAUCUUCAACCACUCAAAACAACAAGAAACUGCACCAAACUGCAACUGGACAUACCUGUUUGAUCAAAAACUGGUUAGAAAAACAGAGUCCUAGUCGAAUCACAUUUAUAAAAGCAAAUGUUCUGCUGUUUGUAAGUCAAGUUUACUUUAAAUCUUCCCCUGAUGAUUCCAGCUGAUGAAUAAGAGCAGGUCAGCAUAAAGUGCCACAGCAUGUGGGCAUCAUAGAUAAGUGAAUCUGCCGUUCUAUGGGUUGAAACUAAAUCUUUUUCUUCUUCAGAUCCUCUGAAUGUUGAAGGUGAUCUUCAUUUAGAAAAAAAUGUCUUCUUUUUUUCUGCCUUACUUGCUGUGUUUUUGUCAAAAAGACAGAUGAAUGUUGCAGAGCUGGAAAGGAAAGUUUGAUGGUUUUACAGGUUUGGUCAACUGAGUUUUGUGGUGAGAAAUAUGUGAAGAGAAAACGAUAGUAGAUGCUGGCUUCUAUUAGAUAAUGAAUGUUAGAGUUGGGUUGACGUGAAGCGGAGGGUAAAGCAAAGAACACAGAAGGUUUGAGCUCCACCAUCAAGCGUUGCAUUUAUGGACUUCUUUGAUUAUCUUCAUGGAGCACAUUUUGCCAAAAGACAACACAAGGAGGCAGAAGACCUCCAGACCUCUGAAUUCUGACAGGAAACGAGUUUGUUACCAGCAGAUCAACCACAGCAGCAAACAGGAACACCCACAGACCUUCAGUUGGACCAAAUGAGGUGCUAAUCCUUCAUCCUUCUGUGCCGUGAGGAGGCUUCUUCAUCCUCAGUGAUGACUCAUAUGCAACGUCACCAACGCACCAUGGAACCUCGCUCAGAGUCUGGACUCCUCGUUCUGCACGCGUGCAUUCCCUCUGAGAACAGGACGGUUUGAUGCCAUUUCAUCCGACCAGUCCUGCUCCCUCUUUUGUAUCUUGUACGUGUUUACAUUGUAUCUUGCAGUGCCCAGAGGACAGGCGGUAUUAAAUGUUAUCUCUGCUGUUUCAUCCUGA
Molecule: messenger RNA, 7902 nt
Organism: Oryzias melastigma (Indian medaka)
Lineage: Eukaryota; Metazoa; Chordata; Actinopteri; Beloniformes; Adrianichthyidae
Gene: sh3pxd2aa
Product: SH3 and PX domains 2Aa
Exons: 15
Coding region: 32-3559 (1175 amino acids)
Biological process (GO): superoxide anion generation
Cellular component (GO): cytoplasm
Molecular function (GO): protein binding; phosphatidylinositol binding; superoxide-generating NADPH oxidase activator activity
Source: RefSeq, a predicted model, not a curated record